ACCGUCGUGCUAACAUUUAAAGUGAGGCACAGGCUUUGAGACCUGUAGUCGUCUUCCCACAGUAAGAUGGAGGCUGGUGCGUCCAUUGGCUGGCUGGCCCCGCCCACCUGGCUGUCACUGGUGAUCUUAGCGGUGACGUUCAUCAUAAUCUACACCUAUUGGGUAUAUGAUAACAGGAGAAAAUUCAACCUUCCCGGACCCACGCCGCUGCCUGUACUCGGGAACACCCUGGAAGUCAUCAGUAAGGGUUUGAUUGGAUUCGAUGCUGCCAUGGUGCAAAAAUAUGGUAAACUUGUAGCCAUAAACGGUAGCGGGCGUAUUGGAGAUAUCCUUGUUGCCGACCUGGAUAUUUUAAAGGAAAUCAUGGUUAGACGGGCCAGUUCUUUCACGGACAGAAAUGAGGACCCAGCCCCGAUGUUUGAACCUUUCAACCAGUCUCUAACGUUCUCCAAGGGAGAACACUGGAAACAAAUGCGAAGCACCAUCACUCCAGCAUUUAGCUCUGGAAAGUUAAAACAG
Molecule: messenger RNA, 519 nt
Organism: Lingula anatina
Lineage: Eukaryota; Metazoa; Brachiopoda; Lingulata; Lingulida; Lingulidae
Product: cytochrome P450 3A5
Molecular function (GO): steroid hydroxylase activity; iron ion binding; oxidoreductase activity, acting on paired donors, with incorporation or reduction of molecular oxygen
Source: RefSeq, a predicted model, not a curated record